AUGGGCAAGUGGAAGGAGGCGGUGACCACCCAGCUCAACGACGCGGCCCGCAAGAAUAAAAAGCUCCGCGAAGAGCUGCGCCUUCUUCGAGAGGAGAAGACGAACGCGCUGAGCGAGCUGCGGGUCCAGCUGGCAGAGGAAUUCCAGGAGCGCACUGCGAUGCAGCGGGACGAACUGGAGGCCCUGAAGGGGCAGACCGCCGCGUUGCGGGAGGAGAAGAAAAUAAUGGCCACCACGCACGAAGCGGAGCUGCAGGCGACACGCAUGAAGCUGCGCGAGGUGAUUCAACUGGAGCUGGAGGCGGAGUACAAGCGCAGAGAGGCGGACUGGGACAAGGAGAAGACGCAGCUGCAGCUCCUCACGGCAGCGAAGGAAACAGAGCGGGCGCAGGCGGAGCACGAGUGUGGUGUGCUGCAACUGCGGCUGAGCAGACUCGGCACCCAGUAUGAUGACCUCGCAACGCUGCUUCAGCCAGAGGGUGGCGUCACGGCGGAGACGCGCCUGCUUCCAGCACGCGACCACGCAGCCGACGGAGCGAGGCCCGAAGGCGCGUCACCUACUGCGGCUGGCGCCUCCGGAAUCGGCUCAGCCGCCUUCAACGCCCAUGCCAGCAACGCUGAGCGGCAGAGGAUGGCCAUGGCGGCGGCACACGCUAGGCAAAUCGAGAGCAUUAAGGCCGAUCUCCAAAGCAAGGAGCAGCACACGCAGUUCCUGCUGGACCGCGCCAAGCAGGAGCACGAGGCGGAGAAGACGCAACUGCUGCGUGAGCUGCACCUGCGGGAGGAGGAGCUCAAGGUAGUGCACACACUGCUGAAGCAGGUGCAGGUGGAGAACAGUCGGUACAUGGAGCGUGUCUCGCACGCUCAGACAGAGCGGCAGGCGCUGGAGCAGCGAUAUGCAGCGAAGGUGUCCGCCCUCAGUCAGGAACUAGCGGAGCGCAUUCACGCCACGGAUGAGGCGCAACUGGCCAACAAGCGCCUGCAAGAGCAACUUCGCACCUCCCAACAGCAAGUCGCGACGUUGGAGGAGGAGUCCACGAUGCGCGAGGAGGCUUUCCAUUCGCUCAUGUUCUCGGAGGACAGCAAGCGAAUCACGAUGGACUUGCAGCGGGCCGUGCAGGCUGCGCGGGACGAGGCGGAGGAGUGGAAGAUGCAGUACUACGCCAGUGUCACCGCUUCACAACCCCCCUCAGCGACAGCAGCAGCAACGUCGCAAGGGGGUCCCUCCCCGCAGAAAUCAACCGAGGCUGAUGGCAAGCACGAAUGCGCCACUGCCCCUGCCUCAGCAGCAGCGGCUCGCACCCCUGAGGCGUGGCGUGACGAACUCGCCGCCAGGGAAGCGAAUCUCGACUUGCAGGCGGCGCAGCUGGCCCGCAAGGCUGCCCUUCUGGCGGCUGCAGAGGCGAAACUGAACAAGAUGCGUAGCUCCAUGGCAAGUCAGGCCACCCUGCUCCUACAACAGAGUAGGAUUGGUGGUCGUGCUGGUGGUAGCAGUGGCGUCGGGGGUCCUCACGGUCGUCGCGAAAAUGGUGACAGCGGCGUAUUCACCGGAGGCGCUGACAGGGGCAACCCGGAGGACGAGGAUAGCGACCGCGGCCUCGCCGACACGUCGCCCCUCAUCUCCACAGCGGCAUCAUUGCUUCCCUCUAGCCUGCAUGGCCCGCUUCGCCUGCUAGAGGCGCAGCGGCGGCGUCUACACCUCCCAGGCACGUGCGGUCUGUGCGCCUGCUGCUUCUCGGGCGACGGCACCACCGGUGUUCCUCGGCGUCUCCGUCGCAAUGCGCUUCUGACCAUAGUGGCAGCACUCAUGUUGCUUUUCAUGCUGGCCAGCUUCAAGGUCGUGACGUAG
Messenger RNA from Leishmania mexicana MHOM/GT/2001/U1103, 1848 nucleotides. RefSeq lists its product as hypothetical. Lineage: Eukaryota; Euglenozoa; Kinetoplastea; Trypanosomatida; Trypanosomatidae. The record is from RefSeq and is a predicted model, not a curated record. The transcript has a single exon. The coding region runs from base 1 to 1848 and encodes 615 amino acids.